Messenger RNA from Saccostrea echinata, 2128 nucleotides. RefSeq names its product trace amine-associated receptor 3-like. Gene Ontology annotation, cellular component: membrane. The record is from RefSeq and is a predicted model, not a curated record. NCBI's taxonomy places the organism in Eukaryota, Metazoa, Mollusca, Bivalvia, Ostreida, Ostreidae. The transcript has a single exon. Gene Ontology annotation, molecular function: G protein-coupled receptor activity. The coding region runs from base 200 to 1453 and encodes 417 amino acids. Gene Ontology annotation, biological process: G protein-coupled receptor signaling pathway.
AGACGCGUGAUUUCUCAUUGAAUCUUUUCGUAAUCGGAAGUAAUAUCCCGUUGUGGUUUAACCCCGGUGUACAUUAAUGGUAACGUCUUUCACUAAGGAUAUUUGAUGCUUUGCAGUAACAUGUACGUAUUUUCUCGAUGAAAAGUCAACAACUUUACUUUAUUCUUAGAUGAAUUCAAAUUGAAACUUCAUUUUAGCCAUGAGGUCUUUGGAUUGCUUUAAAGGGAUACUAAAAGACCGCGACCCAAGCAAUCUUUCAGUAGAAAACAUCAAUGCUGAGCUGAUGGAUCGAAAUUGGUCUGGAGUUAUUUUUCUAGCCAUUCUUUUAGUUAUUGGGGUCUUUGGAAAUGUGACUGUUUUACUAACAUACGGACUGAAGUUCAAGCGAGGAACCAAUUACCGCUUUUACGUGCUGUUUCUUGCCCUGUUGGAUACAGGGAACUGCAUCAUCGGAAUACCUUGGUGUUUAGUGUACAUGUUACGCCCCCUAACUUUUCCCUCGGAUGUAUUUUGUCGUGGUGGACUGUUUGUGAGUUUUGUGUUGUCUGUGACAGGUGCAGGAGGACUGGUGCUCAUUGCGUUUGACAGAUAUAGAAAAAUAUGUUGCCCCCUGAAGAAACAGAUUAAUAUAAAAAAUGCCAAACGCAGUGUUGUUGUGAUUAUAGUGAUAUCCAUACUUUCAACAUGGUUUACUCCAUUUUUGUACGAACUUAACAAAUUGCCUCUUUCUUCCAGCGGAGAGAAAGGGUACAAGUGUUACCUUGCUACAAAUCCUAUCGCUAACUUUCUUUCAAAGGGAUUUUAUAUUAUUCUCGCCAUGAUGUUUCUGACAAUAAGUGCAACCUUAACAAUUCUAUAUUAUUUUAUCAUGAGGAAAGUGCAGACUCAUUCUAAAAGCUUUAAUCAAAAAUCGAAAUCAAAUAACAACGACACCUUUGGUCGUCGAACCUCAAACUUGCAUACACGGAAAACAACCUUAACUUUCUUAAUGAUCACUACUGUGUAUAUUUUGACUACCCUUCCACACAUUGUUGGUGGUCUUGUGUUUCAUUUUGAUGAAUAUUUAGAGUGCAGGAUGAGUUCCACAACUCAUAAUGUUUUUUAUUUCUUCUACUGGACUGUUUACAUAAACAAUGUCGCUAACCCUUUCAUUUAUGGCCUUUCUGAUGAGAGAUUUCGGGGUAUCAUCAGAUAUGUAAUAACUUAUGCGGUUUUCGCACCUUUUAAGGCUUCAAAGAAGAGACUACCAUCUGCCUCCUUUUCAGUUUCAAUUGAUAACAACGAUCAAAAGAUUCAAAUUGAAGCCAAAGACGACAUUAAUAACAAAACUGCUGACGCAAUUAGUGUUGUUUCUGAAGAAUUUGCAAACAAAUUAAACGGAGAUGACAUUGACAGCAUACGUGAAACAAACACGGAACAGGUGACGAAACAAAUCCAUAGCAGUAAAGGAUAAUUAUAUUUUCAGCCAGUGUAAAAUAUUUCAAUGUUAAUGAUUUUUUUAAGCUGAGUGCCAAAAUUAAUAUGAAAGUGUAAGUGUACGUAUAUUAAUUCGAUGCGAGUGAAAAAUGAAAAAUAUGUAAAGUAGAUUUAGUUACGUGACUGUAUUUCCUUAUAAUUUUGCAGUUUUUCUAGGUACACGUCAGUGCUCACGGUAUCUAUCAUAUAAAUACAUGUACAUAAGAAUAUACUUUUGAAUAGGUUACUGUGGAAUCAUUUUAAUUCGUGGGGGUCAAUGUUCGUGGGCAAGCAAAAUUUUACUUGUUCGUGGGGACGUAAUUUCGUGGGUAAGUGUGACCCACGAAAUCCACGAACAUUGGUCCCCCACGAACAAUGAUGAUUCCACAGUAUGUUGGGAUUUUUCAUAUGGACUCAUUCUAGAUAUAAUGUAUGAGGAAACAAAAAAUUCCAUGCAGGGUUUCUAAUUGGGAGGGGUCCUCUCCACAAGCACCUUUGAGUGUUUUGUAUCAGUAUUGGUGUGUUGGAAAAAAAAAGGAUCAGUUGCUUUCGAGUUUUUAUUUUAAUGUAUAUACGUAUAAAUGCCAAAAUUAAAUUUCGAAAUCUGAAUUAUUUUCAUAUACACGGAGUGUUUAAUUUUAUUUAAUUAAAUCAUUCAUCUAUACGUAUGAAC